CGACAAUGUGGUGACUUCAGUCAACACCUUGAAAUGCAUACAGAAGAUAGUGAAAGCGUCUUUGUCCAGAAACUUACCCCUUUAGCUGCGUCUGAUUACAAAGUAAUGCAACAUCAAAUUCAUUGUGAUGAAAAAUCAUACAGCUGUGCCCAGUGUGGAAAGACUUUUGCUCGUGCAUACAAUUUAAAACUUCACAAGAGGAGUCAUUCAGGUGAAAAACCAUAUAAGUGUUCCCAGUGUGGAAAGUGUUUUGGUCUGAUGUCUAGUUGUAAACGACAUCAGAUAAUUCAUUCAGGUAAAAAACCAUAUGAGUGUACCCAGUGUGGGAAGUGUUUUAUCCAGAAGACCAAUUUCAUGCACCACCAGAGAAGUCAUUCUGGUGAAAAACCGUAUGAGUGUUUGCAGUGUGGUAAAUGCUUUAGUUUGAAGUCUAGUUUAAAUUGCCACCAGAGAAGUCAUUCUGGUGAAAAACCGUAUAUGUGUGUUCAGUGUGGGAAGUGUUUCAAUCGUGUAUUUACUUUAAACCAACACCAGAGAAUUCACUCAGGAGAAAAAUCAUAUGAGUGUACCCAGUGUGGUAAGUCUUUCCAUCAGACAUCCACAUUGAAUCAACAUCAGCGAAUCCACUCAGGUGAAAAGCCAUAUGAGUGUGUACAGUGUGGGAAGUGUUUUUGUCACUAUUCCUCUUUAAAAAUACACCAAAUAAUUCAUUCAGGUAAAAGACCAUACAAAUGCAACCAGUGUGGAAAGUGCUUUAAUCGUGCAUCAUCUUUGAGUCAGCACCAGAUAGUUCAUUCAGGUGAGAAACCAUAUGAGUGCGUGCAGUGUGGGAAGUCUUUUAGUCGUGCAACUUCUUUAAAUCGACACAAUAUUCAUGUUCAUUCAGGUUAA
This is a messenger RNA of Megalops cyprinoides (Indo-Pacific tarpon), 891 nucleotides long. Its product is annotated as gastrula zinc finger protein XlCGF7.1-like. The record is from RefSeq and is a predicted model, not a curated record. Lineage: Eukaryota; Metazoa; Chordata; Actinopteri; Elopiformes; Megalopidae. The transcript has a single exon. Gene Ontology annotation, biological process: regulation of immune system process; negative regulation of transcription by RNA polymerase II; regulation of cytokine production. The coding region runs from base 34 to 891 and encodes 285 amino acids.